This is a messenger RNA of Dermacentor silvarum, 781 nucleotides long. RefSeq lists its product as uncharacterized. Bases 122 to 781 code for a protein of 219 amino acids. The transcript has 4 exons. Lineage: Eukaryota; Metazoa; Arthropoda; Arachnida; Ixodida; Ixodidae. The record is from RefSeq and is a predicted model, not a curated record.
CAGGGACGCCAGAUUGUUCCGAAUACCAGGAGCCUGCCGCAGUGGCUUAGAACUGCUUCCUGCCUGCGGUGACGUGGCUGGGCCUGGUCGCCGACUGCUGACGCGGCUAAACAUCCUGGAGAUGGAGGCAUAUUGCUUCCUGCAGUUUGCCGAGAAACAGUUUAAGAAGGACCUUGAGCUGCUCGAGAGCGCCGCCUGUGUCGCCCACCACGUAUUGCUGUUGCCUUCACUGCACGACUCACGCAAGCAACAGAACGCAGGUGCCCGCUGCUGGAUGCAGACGGAAGCGGGAGAGUUGAACAAGUUCCUGAAUGCCUUGGGCAUGGAGCUUUACGAACUGCGCGAAGGCAGCCUGGACUUCACAAUGGCCCAUAACGAUCCCGUAACACCCUGCGACCCCAAAGCUGUGGUUCUCUUCUUGGCAACAUGCUGGUUUCUGCGCGAGCACCGCUGUUUCUCCGUCAUCAGCCUGAACGUGUCAGUGGUGGAGCGCUUUCGCCCGGGGCAGUUCCAGCAGCACAUCACGUUCGCCAAGCAGGUCGUCACGUUCCACCUGAUCGAUGUCAAGGGAAUCGAGCUCCUGUUCACAAUGUGCCCCCUGGUUCUGGCGCUCGACCAAACGAAGCUAUUGGCACACGUCACCCUCGACAGGCCUGACCUUCAUUCUGCCCCAUACGGCCUCAAUUAUGUUGAGGUCUGCCCCUUUGGGGACCCAUCUGAGGUACCGCAGCCCUCGCAUGUUGAGGAGCUCUUCAACAACCUUUCCAGUAUGGACAGGUGA